This is a messenger RNA of Sinocyclocheilus grahami, 727 nucleotides long. Its product is annotated as H-2 class II histocompatibility antigen, I-E alpha chain-like. The transcript is spliced from 4 exons. The coding region runs from base 105 to 635 and encodes 176 amino acids. The record is from RefSeq and is a predicted model, not a curated record. Gene Ontology annotation, biological process: antigen processing and presentation; immune response. Gene Ontology annotation, cellular component: membrane; MHC class II protein complex. Lineage: Eukaryota; Metazoa; Chordata; Actinopteri; Cypriniformes; Cyprinidae.
AGUAUCUGGCCAUUCUUACCCUCACUGUUUUUCUCUCAGCUGAGGCUCAACCAGAACACAAAGAUUUCUCAAUCACUGGAUGUUCUGAAACCGAGAAAGAGUCUAUGACUGGAUCUGACGGAGAGGAGGUGUGGCAUGCUGACUUUAAUCAGAAGACAGGAGUAGUUACAUUGCCUGAUUUUGCAGAUCCUACGAGCUUUCCAGGAUUUUAUGAAGUGAGCCUGGGAGACCAAGAAGUAUGCAAACAAAACUUGGCUGUACUCAUAAAAGCUUACAAGAGCCCACCAGAGGAAAUGGAACCCCCUGAGACGUCCAUCUAUCCAAGGAACGAUGUGCAGCUGGCUGUUGAAAACACGCUCAUCUGUCACGUGACAGGCUUCUUUCCUCCACCUGUCAAUGUCUCAUGGACUAAGAACAAUGUCGUUGUGACGGAAGGCGUGAGUCUGAGUCAGUACCGACCGAGGAGCGAUGGAACCUUCCACGUGUUCUCCUCUCUGAAGAUCACUCCUGAAGAGAGAGACAUUUACAGCUGCACAGUGAACCACCGAGCCCGCAGACCAAAAUAUGGAGCGUCCCGGAGGUGGCUGCUGUCCUGCCCAGCGUGGGUCCGGCAGUCUUCUGUGGAGUGGGAUUAACUCUGGGGCUGCUGGGAGUCGCUACUGGACUCUUCUUCCUUAUUAAAGCAACUACAACUGACACGCCAGAUAUGGCCAAAAACAUAAAACAU